GUGAACCUUAAACUUUUUCAUUAUAAAUAUAUGCUGCCAAGAUCUGAUGGGAGGCAUAAAAAAUUUAGCUCCAUACAAUUAAUCUUUCCACAUAUAUACCCCUCUGGUCUUCUCUUAUAAGCCAACAGCAGAUAGUAUGAAUACUGAGGUUAUGGAGAAGAAGCUGUAUGAUGCAUGUUAUGAAGGAGAUGUAGAAGCAUUGGAGGCACUGAUACAAGGAGAUAAAUUUACUCUUGCUCGAGUUUCGCUGUCUUCUACCUUUAACCAAACACCCUUGCAUCUAGCUUCUAUGUUAGGUCACGUUGAAUUUGUUAAGUCUCUCCUUUCGUAUAAGCCUGACGUUACAAAAAAUCUAGAUCUGCAAGGUCGUUGUGCCCUUCAUUUGGCAUCUGCCAAUGGAUAUCCGGAUAUUGUUAAAUUGUUGAUAGAAUAUGAUGAGAACAUGUGUCGACUUUGUGACGAGGAUGGAAGGACCCCUCUUCAUUUGGCAGUGUUUAUUAAAGGCCAAGAUGAGUGUGUUAGUGAGUUGCUAAAAGUGAACUCCGAGUCUGAUCAGGAAAGGACCGUGUUGCACCUGUGUAUCAAGUACAAUCGUUUGAAUGUUCUCGUUUCUAUUUUAGAAUCGAAUGAUCAGGACUUUUCAAGCAUCAAACAGGAUGAUGGGAAUACUUUGAUACACUCUGCAACAGUUUUGGGAAGAUUGCAGAUAAUAAAAUACCUAGUCAAGUGUAGAAGUGAAGUGGACGUGAAUUCUGUAAAUGAAAAUGGUCUCACCGCCUUGGACAUGGUAGAGCAGAUGCCCAAAGAUGUGAAAAGCAAGGACAUUAGGGAGUUUCUUAUCUCAGCUGGUGCUUUGAGGGCUCAAGAAAUUGAAGCAGCAACUGCGACUAGCCUCCUGAAUCCUGCAAUAGCUUACAGUAACAGGGAAACCUCCCGUUAUAGCAAGCUGGUAAAGGGAUUGGAGGUGUUGAAAAGGUCUAGCCUCUUUCAGAAAACAGUAACAGAGAAAGACGAUACCUUACUGAUAGGAGCAUCUGUCAUAGCUGCUAUGGCUUACACGGCAGCUAUUAGCCCUCCCGGUGGUGUUGCUGCAUUGGAUGCCGUUCCUAAUACAGAAGAUAACCCUUGGUUUCAUUUAUAUUACCUUCCACCAGGAGGUUCGCUUCUAGCCUACUUCUGGCCAGGUUUGAGUAAUUCAUUUUGGAUAUUUAACACAAUCUCGUUCCUCGGUGCUCUAACUGUGAUACUUCUGUAUGUAAGCGGUGCAAUGAAAACGAGGAUUGUAGUCUUUGCUACACAGAUCAUAAUGCAGCUAACACUCACCGCAAUGACUGCUGCCUAUCUUUGUGCAGUGGUAGCCACCAGCCCAACAUAUGGUUCGAAAGACUUAAGCAAAUCGUACAAGCAUAACAAAAUAACUCUGGUAGUUUCCAUUGUACUGGUUGCAUGGAACCUAAUAAUUUUGGUGACCAUACGUAAAGCUGUUCGUGCUUCCUUGCACUACGUGAAAACGACAAUUAAAGAGAACGAAGCUGCGAGCAACAAGAUCUAUACAAUUGAAGACACUGCCACUUCCACAACCCCAAGUAAUCAUAUCGUGUGAUAAUUGUAGUGUUUUAUGUUGCAGUUCUUUGUUUUGCAUUGCCCUAGCUUCUGUAAUUUGUCACACUGGUAUCUUG
Messenger RNA from Daucus carota subsp. sativus, 1679 nucleotides. RefSeq names its product ankyrin repeat-containing protein BDA1-like. Bases 137 to 1603 code for a protein of 488 amino acids. The record is from RefSeq and is a predicted model, not a curated record. The transcript is spliced from 3 exons. NCBI's taxonomy places the organism in Eukaryota, Viridiplantae, Streptophyta, Magnoliopsida, Apiales, Apiaceae. Gene Ontology annotation, molecular function: protein binding.